AUGUCUUCUUCAGUUGCUCCUGCCAAAGUUUCCACCAUCGAGGAGGGGACUUCCCAGCCGAAAAUUGCCAGGCCUGCCCCAUACGCCGGGUCUAAUAUUUCUGCUAACUCGAAGUAUCCUGAGUACACACCACUGAAAAAUGCCAAUACCACCAAGCAGCCAGCACUUGUCGAGAUUCCUUACGAUGACAGAGCUUUAUAUGCCGAUCCUGCAUUGCCAAACUUGUUGCCAACUUUGAAGUUAGCCAGCAAGGAGGUAGGCUUGGAGGAACUUUCGCCAAAGUUUGGUUCCGUUGUCAAGGGUGUUCAAUUGGCUUCGUUGGUUGAUAACCCAAAGGCAAAAGAUGAGUUGGCUUUGUUACUUGCUCAGAGGGGUGUGCUAGUCUUCCACAACCAGGAAGAUUUCUUCAAGUUGGGACCUGGAGGAGUGACUGAGUUUGCUUCGUACUUUGGUGUCCUCCACGAACACCAAUUGAGCAGCACUGUUGAAGGACAUCCAAAGUUGUUGGGCCUUACUGGAAAAGGCUUCUCCCAGAUUGCGAAGUACAGAAAUUCAACCUCCAGCACCGGGUUUCACUCGGACGUUACUUAUGAGUUGCAGCCACCCUCCUAUACCUUCUUGUCAUUGUUGGAGGCACCUUCGUCUGGUGGUGACACUGUCUUUAUUGAUGCCAGAGAAGCUUAUGACCGUUUAUCUCCAGGUUUCAGAGAACGCUUGGCUGGCUUGACUGCCACUCACUCAGGGGUUGAGCAACAUGUGGGCUCAGUCAAAGCCGGGGUAGUUCCUAAGAGAGACGCCAUCAUCAGUUCGCACCCAGUCGUUAGACAAAACCCGGUUACGAAAAGAAAAUCUCUCUUUGUCAACGAAGAAUUCACCCGUGCAAUUGAGGGUUACAAGAAGGAAGAGAGUGAGGCUUUGUUGGGCUUUUUAUAUCAGCAUCUAAAAACCUCUGUUGAUUUCCAGAUCAGAGCUCUGUUGAGACAAUACAGUAUAGUCUUCUGGGAUAACAGAAGUACCCUUCACACAGCUACUGUUGAUUACGAUUCUGAUGCUACCCCAAGGGAGGGUUUUAGAUUGACCGUUACGGGGGAGGCCCCAGUGGAAAAUGUUUAG
Babjeviella inositovora NRRL Y-12698 is the source of this 1113-nucleotide messenger RNA. Its product is annotated as TauD/TfdA dioxygenase family protein. Gene Ontology annotation, cellular component: cytoplasm. The record is from RefSeq and is a predicted model, not a curated record. The coding region runs from base 1 to 1113 and encodes 370 amino acids. The transcript has a single exon. NCBI's taxonomy places the organism in Eukaryota, Fungi, Ascomycota, Pichiomycetes, Serinales. Gene Ontology annotation, biological process: sulfur compound catabolic process. Gene Ontology annotation, molecular function: sulfonate dioxygenase activity.